AUAACCCUAAUAAGCUUUUCUUCUGUUCCGAAGAAAGGCUAAUUCCUAAUGCGCAUCUCCGAUGCUCCUCCCUGCGGUUUCGGGGCAUUCGUCAUCUGCUCUGUUGCCCCUCUUGAAAGCCUGCAAAUCUGUAAGGGAUCUUAACCAGAUUCACGCCCGCAUCAUCCGCAAGGGCUGCGAGCAAGACCAUUUCUUGAUGGCUCAAUUCAUCUCCAUUUGCACGACGCUUGAUCCCGCCAAUUCCUGCUAUCCCGCCGGCGUUUUCAAUCGUGUCGUCGCCCCCAAUAUUUACCUAUGGAAUAUUUUGAUGAAAAUCCAGUGCGAUAGCUAUUCUCUCGGCGAAUUUUUCUCCUUUUUUGGCAGGAUGAGAAGGGGGUCCAAUGUGGUUCCCGAUAAGUACACUUUUCCGUCUUUGAUUAAGGCUUGCUGUAAUGCUUUGGCUCUGAGGGAGGGAAUGGCUGUUCAUGGAUUGGCAGUGAGGUCUGGGACUGAGGGGGAUGUGUUUGUCGGGUCUAGUUUGAUCGAUUUUUACGGCAAGUGUGCGGAGAUUGAGUGUGCGCGGAAGGUGUUCGACGGAAUGCCUGUGAAGAAUGAGGUUUCUUGGACGGCGAUGAUGGCGGGGUGUUUGAACGUUGGUCUUAUUGACGAGGCGAAGCAACUGUUCGGCGAAAUGCCGCUGAGGAAUGAGGCGACUUGGAACGCUGUAAUUAAAGGGUUAGUGAAGUUGGGUGAUUUGAAGAAUGCCCGGAAGUUGUUUGGAGAAAUGCCUAUAAAAAAUGCUGUGGCUUAUACCACUUUGAUCGACGGCUAUGCUAAGGCUGGGGAUAUGGCGGCAGCCCGGUCCUUAUUCGAUGAGUUGCCUUCGAAGGAUUUGAUUUCAUGGUCUGCGCUGAUGUCCGGCUACGUGCAGAAUGGGAGGGCCGGCGAGGCAGUGGCAGUGUUUAAGGAAAUGACGGCUAUGAACAUAAAGCCCGACGAAUUUGUAAUGGUGAGCUUGAUGUGCGCGUGUUCUCAAUUGGGGUCGUCGGAGCUAGCGAAAUGGAUUGUGUCGUAUAUGCGCAAGGGGUCCUUUGACAUGCGGCGUGCGCACGUCGCUGCAGCUCUUGUCGAUAUGAACAUAAAGUGUGGGGAUAUUGAAAGGGCGACUUUGUUGUUUGAGCAGAUGCCUAGACGCGAUUUGAUUUCAUAUUGUUCGAUGAUACAAGGAUUAUAUCUUCACGGACGUGGCCCUCAAGCAGUAAAUCUGUUCGACAGAAUGAUAGAUGAAGGCAUACAGCCUGAUAACGUGGCCUUCACCGUCGGUCUGACUGCUUGCUGCUAUACUGGCCUUGUAGACGACGGAUGCCGUCUAUUCAGCUUAAUGACGAACAAAUACUUGAUGAGUCCGUCACCCGAUCACUAUGCUUGCAUGGUUAACCUUCUCGGGAAAUCUGGAAGGCUAAAGCCGGCUUACGAGCUGAUACAGUCAACCCCUGUGGAGUCGCAUGCCGGUGCUUGGGGCGCUCUUCUCAAUGCGUGCCGGAUGCACGGUGACAUCGACUUAGGCGAGGUCGUAGCUGCUAAAUUAUUCGAACUUGAACCUCGCAAUGCAGGAAGUUACGUGCUUUUGUCCAGCCUUUAUGCGGAAGCCGAUAGAUGGCUGAGCGUAUCGCGAGUGAGGGAUAAAAUGAGCGAACGAGGAGUCAGGAAGGUACCGGGAUAUAGUUAUGUUGAACCGACCACCUCAACCUGAUCAGAUAGAUACCCACACACCGACUGAUUCCUCUGGCGGUGCAUUCUUUUAUUUUUGGCAUUGCCAAUGCCAAGCUACAAUUGACGAGCGGACGAGAUACAACUUCAGGGGUAUGUUUGAUUUAUCUUUCAUUCCUGUUGGAAAUGGUGGUUUUCGAAGAUCUUUGGUUCUGUCAAUCAGGCGAUAUUAUGCAUCGGUUUGUGAGGUUUCUGGCUGCAGAUUCUGUUCAUGUCUGUUUUUUUGGUGGGAGUGAGUGAGGGAGGGAGACAUGGCCGAUCAAUAUGACAUUAUGAAGAAGACUACAAGUCGUCGCUUUUGCUCUCUGUAGUUCGCCUACGAAUGAGAAUGACGAUGACAAAGGACAGCAGCUGAGUCAGAUCUUGAUGGAGAUGAUCUGGCAGGUUGGAGGCUGUCGCUCGAGGAUUUUGAGCAGGUGGUCGGUCCGGUCUGCACAUUUGGCGUUGGAGGAUGAUAUGAUCACCACAUGAAUUGGGCAGAGCGAGUUGACGAUUGUUGAUUUGUUUUUCUCGACCCGGCUUGAAGUUGUAGAAAGCUUGACAGACUGCCCGGCGAGACAGAAAAAGAAUGUCGAUCGACUUUGCUACUUGGUCCUGAGUUGAGGUUGAGUAUCCGGACAUCAGAAACUUCAGUCGAAUACGAGGAGGAGAGAAAGUUGUUGGCGUUGGCGGCGAAGAAGAGUCGUCGUCGGCAUAUUGACAUGGCUGCCGGUAUGCAUACAUAUACAUUACAUGCCUUCACUUACUGCUCCUUAGGAUUGAACGCCAAUUCAGUUUGGAGCCGCAACGACGAUAGGUUAGUUUGGCGGGUUCGGGUUCGGGUUUUGGUUUUUGAGGUUUUCAAAUCCGUUCGUUUGGCGGAUUAUAUAGGUUUGAUGAAAAAAUCCUCUUAAAUUAGUAAUUUUAAAAAUUAAUACUAUAUUUAUUUAUAAUUAUUCAUAUUAUUUUAAUAUUUUUA
Andrographis paniculata is the source of this 2707-nucleotide messenger RNA. Its product is annotated as putative pentatricopeptide repeat-containing protein At5g37570. Bases 62 to 1732 code for a protein of 556 amino acids. The transcript has a single exon. Gene Ontology annotation, biological process: RNA modification. NCBI's taxonomy places the organism in Eukaryota, Viridiplantae, Streptophyta, Magnoliopsida, Lamiales, Acanthaceae. The record is from RefSeq and is a predicted model, not a curated record. Gene Ontology annotation, molecular function: protein binding; RNA binding.